AUGGUACUUUACCACUCGGCCUCCAUCUGCCCCGGCUCUAAAGGCCCCGACUCUAAAGGCCCCGACUCUAAAGGCCCCGGCUCUAAAGGCCCCUGCUCUAAAGGCCCCGACUCUAAAGGCCCCGGCUCUAAAGGCCCCGACUCUAAAGGCCCCGACUCUAAAGGCCCCGGCUCUAAAGGCCCCGGCUCUAAAGGCCCCUGCUCUAAAGGCCCCGACUCUAAAGGCCCCGACUCUAAAGGCCCCGGCUCUAAAGGCCCCGACUCUAAAGGCCCCGACUCUAAAGGCCCCGACUCUAAAGGCCCCGGCUCUAAAGGCCCCUGCUCUAAAGGCCCCGACUCUAAAGGCCCCUGCUCUAAAGGCCCCUGCUCUAAAGGCCCCGGCUCUAAAGGCCCCGGCUCUAAAGGCCCUGGGCCCAACUGA
Messenger RNA from Knipowitschia caucasica, 420 nucleotides. The record is from the annotation of a GenBank genome assembly. NCBI's taxonomy places the organism in Eukaryota, Metazoa, Chordata, Actinopteri, Gobiiformes, Gobiidae.